CCCUCUUUCUUGAUAACAGUGGUUAAAAAUGUCUGAUGACAAAGCUGCUGUGACUGAAAUUAUUUCAGCAGUAUCUAAAAUUACAGAAUAUAAAUUAAAUGGAUCUAAUUACUUAGAUUGGAGUAAGAAAAUCAGGGUUUACUUGCGUAGUGUUGAAAAAGAUGACCAUCUUAUCGAAGACCCUCCCACGGAUGAAACUAAAAAGGCUUGGAUGAGAGAUGAUGCUAGAUUAUUUUUGCAAAUCAUAAACUCGAUUGAUAAUGAAGUAGUUGGUUUGGUUAAUCACUGUGAAUUUGUUAAGGAGUGAAUGGAUUAUUUGAAGUUUCUAUAUUCUGGCAAAGCCAACAAUGUAUUUCGAGUUUAUGAAGUUUGUAAGGCUUUCUACCGUACUGAGAAGGAAGAUAAAUCGCACACCACGUACUUUUUAAUGGAGUUUAAUAAAACCAGUGAGGACUUGAACAUGCUUCUACCAUUUCGUAGGGAUAUUAAGGUGCAACAUGCUCAGAGGGAACAAAUGGCAAUAAUGGGUUUUCUAGCUGGACUUCCCACUGAGUUUGAGACUGCUAAAUCUCAGAUUCUCGCGAAUUCUGAGAUCACAUCUCUCCAAGAUGUUUUCAUUCAAGUGUUGUGCACAGAGAGUACUCUAUCCAAUCAUCAAACCAAUGCACUUAUUGCCGAAGAAGGAGGUGGAAAUGAUGCUAGGAGAUGAAGCAACAAUGAUAUUGAUAGGUGGAAUUAUAAUAAUGAUUCCGGGAGGUGUAAUAACAACAAAGGAGGAAACAGUGACAUUAUUUGUCGCUAUUGCAAAGAACCAGGACACGUAAAGCGUAACUGUCCGAAUUUACAGAUUCGCCGCCAAGUUAUUGCUGCUUGUUAUCCUAUUUCACCCUCAACUGUUACAAUCUCGGUUGAUGAGUAUGCUAGAUUUUUAGAGUAUCAGGAAUCCAUAUAAGAAUCCGCUACUGUUCCAGCCCUUGCAGAGUCAGAUCACAUGACAGAGAGUACUCUGUCCAAUCAGCAAACCAAUGCACUUGUCGCCGAAGGAGGAGAUGGAAAUGAUGCUGGGAGGCGGAACAACAACAACAAUACUGCUGGGAGAUGGAAUAAUAACGAAGGAGGAAACAACGACCUUUUUUGUCGCUAUUGCAAAGAACCAGGACAUGUAAAGUGGAACUGUCCGAAAUUAGAGAUUCGCCGCCAAUGUAUUGAAGAUUGUGCAAGGAUUCGGGAAUCAAUGAAAGAUCCGCUCCUGUUCCUUCCCUUGCAGAGUCAGGAUCUUAUGACAAAGCAGACUAUUGGUAAGGACAUGUAUCUGAUGGUCUCUACAUUCUUGAUGCAUGGGUGCCUCGGUCAGUUGCUUGCUCCAGAAUCAGCUUGUCAUUUGAAGCACAUUGUUGAUUUGGACAUCCUACUCCUCAGUUUCAUAAUGUACCUUCAAUAGAAUGUGAGUCUUGUCAUUUUGCAAAACACCCUAUAAACUCAUUAAGCUUUCAAAUUAGUUUAUCAGAUAUUUGGGGACCAUGUCCCAUUGUGUCUAAGGUUAGGUUGAGAUAUUUCUUUACUUUUGUGGAUGAUUUUUCCGAAUGACAUGGAUACUUUAUGAUGAAAGGUGUUCUCCCAUUUCUCUAAUUUUUGUGCUGAGAUUAAGA
Molecule: messenger RNA, 1649 nt
Organism: Lycium barbarum (goji berry)
Lineage: Eukaryota; Viridiplantae; Streptophyta; Magnoliopsida; Solanales; Solanaceae
Exons: 3
Coding region: 992-1441 (149 amino acids)
Molecular function (GO): zinc ion binding; nucleic acid binding
Source: RefSeq, a predicted model, not a curated record